Messenger RNA from Chara braunii, 6238 nucleotides. Lineage: Eukaryota; Viridiplantae; Streptophyta; Charophyceae; Charales; Characeae. The record is from the annotation of a GenBank genome assembly.
CGUGAAGGAAUGGACUGCUAAGUGGAACCUUUCGUCCUAUCGCUUCUUAUAACAGGGGGAUCGAAGCUGAAGGCAUUUGAUCAAAAUGCCUGAGGAGAUGGUGGACGGUGGGAGAAAGCUUGUAACGCUCGACGACCUCAUCGAUGCCCUGGAUAAGCGCGAGAGAGCGCCGAGCAAUGUCCCGAAGGUUGAUACUUUCCACUUCAAGGGAGAACGGGUGUCCGACUGGCUGGACCUGACGGGGCAAGCACUGGUGGGGCUGUCGGACGAGGUCAAGCUCCAGCGAGUUCUAAGAUAUGUCCUUCAUAGCCACCAUCAGGAAGUGGGCAAGGUCGUGGAUGCCGCCAAUGGUAGUUGGGCGAGGUUCAGGGACAUGAUGCAGAGAAAGUACAGGUUGGGGGAUGGCUUGUUAACCAUGGCGGAUUUGGAGGCCAUGAGCAAGGAUGACUUCUCCACGAUUGGGGCGUUUGUGCACGAGUUUAAAAGGAAGGCGCGGAAGGCGGAAGUGCAAAAGAGGGGAGUGAUCGUGGCCCAAGGCCGGGCGUCGGGGGUAGUGGAAGAGGAGGCUAGGUGCGAGGACUAUGGAGGAGAAGAGACGGGCUCCCAGAUCCUAACCAAGGCCCAGAGGAAGCAGCGGAAUUUACAAGUGGGGGGUCAAGGAUCCGGAAAAGGGCAGGUCCCGCAAGCGAUUGCUGCGCCGCCACCUGCUGCCACGACAACGUCAGCGAUGGCCGGGUCGUCAUGUAUGGGGCCACCGCCGGCUUGUGGGCAUUGGGUGCCGCAUUGUCAGCCAACGUCCUGGCCCAGUUGUAAUCAUUGCGCCUCGUGCGGGGGUAGUCAGACUCAGCCCGGGCAAAUGGUCCCUUAUGCGGGCCCAGCGGCAAGUAUGGGGCCCCCGAGCUACCCUGCGGCUCAGGGUCAGUUUGUGGCCCAACCACCUCCCUCCCAACUGGCCUCGCAGGUUAGCGUGGCCGGUGGAGGAAACCAGAACAAGGCGGACAAGGCAAUGGAGGCCGAGGUCAAGGGGGUCGAGGGGGUGGCGGCCGAGGCCGGGGAGGAAAUGAUGGGGGUCGUGGAGGUGGUUGGAAUGGUCAAAGGGGCCAGAACCAAGGUGGCCGGGGCGGCCAGGAAGGGGGCCAAGGGCCACACUGUGCGGUUCUGUGAGCGACGGCGGGAGGAUGAAUUGUCAGGAUUAAUCUCCUCCUGUAUGGACGGGGAUAUAUAUGACAAGUGGGGUGAGCAUAUCGACCCCAGGACCCCGGGAGGAAUCAGGCAAGAGGCUCUCCGGCGAGCAGCAGCGGGACCCACAGCACCCCCGACAAUGUUUAGGAUGUGGCAGGAGAAGGAAGAACCGACCGUAAGAGUCGAGGAGAUUGUAGCGGAUAGUGAGGAGGUCACUCAGCGACUAAAGGCGGGGACUAUAAAGGAGGAGCCAAUAGUCGUCGAAUCGGAUGACGAGGGGCAGAAAGGGGAAGGAGAGCCGGCCAUAGUCCUCCUGGGAAGGAUGGAAGAUCUGCUGGAAAAGGUGGGAAGGUACCAGUGGAAGUUGCAGGCCUUGUGUGAAGAAGCCCGAGAGUGGGAGGCCAAUCUGCCUGAGGUCUUCCUCUACGACUCUGGACCUGAGCCUUCGCCAGGACAACAGGGGUACCCAAGAGUGGCGACCGUAGGGACGGGCCCUAGGUCAGGUAUGGCCUAUAGACCCCCCACGUCGCAUGGGAGGGUGCCGCAAGCGGCUUGGACUAGGAGCCAAAAUAAGACUGGGCCUAGUCAAGAGCCCAGUCAGGCGCCCAGUCAGGCACCCCCUCGAAAGGAGCCGGAGCCUGGACGUAGGAAGGAGGUGGUGGAGGUUCCGGAGGAAGAGGAAGAGGAUGACAAUGAAGAGGAUGAGAGGCUCCGACAAGAGGAGGAUCAGCGGGCGAAGCUGAGGGCCAAAAAGAGGGGGGCCCAGGAGGAGGCCGAGCCAAGCCUUCCCGACAGCGUGACUAAGAGGAAGAAGUACGCGGUCCGGAUGGAGGAAGGCUUUGAUGUGGAGCGGAUGGUGGACAAACUCCUGGAAGGCCAUAAUGACUUGAUGAACCUAAAGGACAUCCUGGCUUCGGCGCCAAAGCUCCGUGGUGGAUUUGGUGAUAAGGAACCAGAAAGUACUGGGAUGGUGGAUACGGGCGCAGAGAUGAACAUCAUCAGGGAGAAGGAGGGGGUGAUGAUAGGCAUGGAGAUCGACCGCUCGGACCAUGGCAUGCUGCACGGCGCUAACUGCAAGGCCGCCUUUUGCGGCACAGCGUCAAAUAUGAUUAUAGAGAUUGGGAAGGUGCGAGCCAGGACUUGGUUUUUCGUUAUGCCCGAUGUCGAUCACCCCAUCCUUCUGGGGCGGUUGUUCCUGUGCCGGACGGAAAUGUUGAUCUUCAACAAGCACGACGGAACAAUGAUCCUGCUCCUGUGCGACCUGGCGUGUGGGAAUUAUGAAGUUAUCACCUGCCGGAACACGAGGCCGGGGAGCGGGAGGAAUAGGCCCAAUCUAGGCUCGUUCACCUUUGAGGAAUCAGAGAACGAGCGGAGACGGCUUUGGGAAGUGCCCGAGGAGGAAGAUAAGGCUAAGGUGCUGACACUGAGCCUCACAGAUGUCAAUAAGGCCAUGGAGGUGGUGUCGGCUCAUGACAUGGCGGAUCCGAAGGCCAUUAAGGCAUUGCGGGAGCAGGUUUUGGAGAACCCUCAAGUGGGAGAGGUGGAGUUGGUGUAUCGGCUUUCAGGAGGGGGAGGAGGCCCUGCAAUAGCCCAGGCCCGAACGACAAGUCCGAAGGAGAAGGAGGAAGACGAAGUGAUGCCCGGUGUGCGGCGCUUUGUCUGGAAGCAUGUCCAAGACAUCGAUCAGGUUAUGGGGUUAUUGGAGGAACAUAACCUGACGGGGAGCGGCCCCAAGUCGAAACAUUGUCUGCGGGAGGCCAUGAUUCUAGGCUUUGUCUGUAAUGAGAGUGGGCGAAGGCCUGAUGUAAAGAAGACAGACAAGAUUCUUGAGUGGUCGGUGCCCUUCCGCUCGAUAACAGAUGUGAGGAGCUUCCUUGGGACGUGCGGAUUUUGGAGGAGCUUCGUGAAGGACUUUGCCACGAAGACGGAGCAUUUAAGGAAGUUUGUGCGCCAGGAUCAAGAAUGGGUGUGGGGCGAAGACCAGGAAGAGGCGGUCGGUAGGAUGAAGGGAGAGUUUAAGGAAGGAGGCUUGGUAUUGGGAGCGCCAAACUAUGAGGCCAUGGAGGACAGACCAUUUGUCAUUGAGACGGACGCUGGGCCAACUGCCUUGGGAGGAGUCCUGAUUCAGGCGGAUACUGAGGGGAAAGAGAGGCCGCUAAGAUUCGAAAGUCGUACCCUCAAUACAACUGAGAGGAACUACUCUCAGUUCAAGAAGGAGACGCUGGCGGUACUUCAUUGCCUAAGGACCUUCCGGAACUAUGUUUUUGGCAGGAGGCUCAUCUUGAGGGUGGACCCUACUGCACUGGCAUGUUCCCUGAAGAAUUAUACUCCAUCUGACCCAACUGUCGCAAGAUGGUUGACCUACAUUUGGAUGUUUAAUUUCGAGCUGGAAAGGAUCCCAGGGAACAAGAACAGGGCAGAUGGGUUAAGCCGCAUCAACGUGGACGGAUCGGACAAGGAAUCGAUAGAAGACACACCGCUAGUUGAUGGGUUUUUGGAUCAAGAGGAGGACGUCCGCCUGCACAUAAACGAAUGGUCCCUGCGAAUGCCCAGUUGCGUCAGUCACCCCAUAUCGCUGGCACCAAAGGGGUACGAGCAGAAGGAAGAGUUAGUCCUCAAGCCCUUUCAGGAGGAGGAUCCGUGGGGAAGUAAGGAUGUUGGUUGGAUGAUGAAGUUGGCGUUGGCAGGAACGCACAGUCUGGUGGAGGAAGUGAGGACAAUAGAGGAAGGCCCCACUCAGGUAGAGGAGCAUGAGCAGCUAAUGGGAGGGAUGUACCUGCUCACCAAUACGCUCCUGCAGGGAGACUUCAACCGGAAGGGCUCGUUCAGUCACGAGGAGAAUGAGAUUCUGGUUCCUGAAAGCCGAGACGACGAAUUCGAGGAAGGAGAAAUCAAGGAGGCGUUUCAGGCGGAGGAGUACGACGGGAUCUACCGGGAAUUGGGGUUGCUCCUAUCAUGUGAGAUGAGGGAUAGAGAUGCAAGUGCCAAGGCACAGAAGAUGAGGCACCUCUAUGUGGAAGGCAAUGCGGAGGAGUUCAUCCCGGCCUAUGAGCAGUAUAUGCGCGACCAGGGGACUGGGCAGGAGGAGUGGAUGCAGAUGUUGCCCCUCUGGACACGGAGGGCGGAGAGGUCGUUGGCAAGGCAGAUCCGGAACAGGGCACACGACUGGGAGGACUGCCAGGCCCAGUUGAGACAGGCAUUUCGACGACUGGAGCCCCAGAGACCAGAGCCCAGGGUGGAGAGACGACAAAGGAGUAAGAGGCCACGAGGCCCAGAGGCGAGAGGGACCACUACGACCAGAGGGGGCCGAAAGGCCUUGGCACAGCGAGAGGGGCCAGCAGAGGCCGCCCAGGCGGUGGAGCCAGUUCAGGCCGCGGAGCUACCCCCUACCUAUGGACUCGAGCAGGUGGAGUUUCGCCGAAUCACGGGCAGUGAUCUACGGGCCCCGUCGCCAACGUUACCAGAGGGGGGAGAGGCGGUGUCGUUGAGAACGCCGCUCGACAGGUUCGAGGCUCAUCUCGAUGCGUCCCAGUGGGGGGCGUCACAGCUCGGAGCGGACCAGAGCGGACCGGCACGGUAUGAGCCAGUAGAGGAUGAGCCAGAGGAGGAGCCACCUGAGCCGGGGCCUAAGGCGGGGUCUCGCGAACCCGAGGAGCCGCAAACUGAGGGGGUUAUCACUGUUGGGGAUGAUACCCCUCCUCCUACCCCAAUUCCAGAACAGGCGCGACAGUAUUGGCCUGAAGGGAUUCCUGAGCCGGACAAGCCAGAGGAGGGCGAGAGGGCGAGGACACCUACUACUGUAGCCCCGCAGCUAACUGAGCCUACAGGUGCACGCAUGGAUGUGGAGGUGCUGACCCCCGGGGAACCUCCGCCAGGGCCGCCACCCGCAGAGGAAGGGACAAAUGAGAGAGAUCCACUGCGAGAGGGUCACGAGGCGAGGACAGGGAAGCCAUCGGGGGAGACGAAAGAAGAGAAGCGCGCGAGGGUGCAGGUACGCCUCGAAGAGCUAUACCAGGAAAAGCUUAGGAUGGAGGCCGCAGGAGAAGCGCCAAAGCCGCCAAUUGACCCUCCGAUGAGCGAGCAGAGGAUUAGUAAGGCUUGGGCCAGCUAUGAGAGCGAGAGGGAUGCGGCUCGCCUGAGGUCGCAAGAGGUAGGACAGGGGAGUGCAAGAUUGGACGAGGCACGAGAGACAGAGGACUUGGGAUUUUCAACCGCCAGGAUGGAGAUUGAGCGUGCAGAUAGGAGGAUAGGUGAGGUGGUGGUCUCGUCCUUCCAACUGUACUCCAUGCUCCGCGAUGAGUUGGCGGCCUCGAGGUUAGAGGUGGGACAGUUGUCCACCCAACUGGCGGAAGAGAGGGCAGAGAAUCAAGCAUGGAGGUCCCAUAUGGAAGUUAAGGAAGCGGAAUGGGAGAAGAGGUUCCAGGACAUGGCGGCAAUGGUGGAGAGGCUCUCGGCCACUAAGGUGGUCGACUGGACGGAGCAAAGCCGGUAUGGUAUCCAGGGGGAGGAGGUACAGGGGCUCUUUGGCCGGGAAGGGACGACAGAGCCACCUCAGCAAGGAGGCAUGGGGAAGGUAUUCCUGGACCCAAUAGAGGCGGCAGCACGACGGGAGGCUGAGGAGGGGAGGUUCAUCUUCAGGACGCCCACGGAGUUGGCCUCGCGACAAGCCACCCCUAUGACGGUUGAGAUCCCUGAGGGCGAGCCGGCGCAGGGACCCCAACCUCCAGUGGAGGAAGGGGGCCCCACAGAGGAGUCCCCUACGAUCCUUUUGGAGGCGCAGGAGGGUGCCCUUACGGGAGCAGCAGCAUCCACUGAGCCGGAGGCAAUGGGGGGAGAGGCGUCUCGACUGGAUGAGUUAGUGGCAGCUAUGGAGUUGGACAUGCCGUCAAGAGAGCCUCAGAGACAGAAGACCCCAGAGCGUGUGCCAGAGAUAGGGGAGCUGAGGACGCAGUUAGGCUCUUUGGCUACUGGAGCUGACUCAGGAGAGCACAUCUAAGAGCAGCAGCAGGAAGUUAUGAGCGAGCCAGCGACUGCCGUGACUCCACAGCCUUCUGAC